This is a messenger RNA of Pocillopora verrucosa, 843 nucleotides long. RefSeq lists its product as uncharacterized. The record is from RefSeq and is a predicted model, not a curated record. NCBI's taxonomy places the organism in Eukaryota, Metazoa, Cnidaria, Anthozoa, Scleractinia, Pocilloporidae.
AUGUCCUUAGCCAUGACAACUCUUCUUUUGAUGUUCGUACUGGAUUUAGCCGCAAUCUUUUUCAACGGACUACUGCUACUGAGCUGCUUCAGACAUGAAAAAAAAUACAGAUUUUUCAAAAAGUGCUGGAUACUUUUAGGUCUUCAGGUCGCUUGCCAAGUUGUAAUUCUGGUCGCGGAUGCCGUGGAAUGGUGGAAUGGUUUCCGUAUUCAAGCUACGGAAUCCUGUAAUGUCUUGAGAGUUCUUUCCUUGUCCAUGAUGUUUUUUCAAAUUACUAACCUUACGGCAAUCAUGAAAGUGUGUUAUCAACAUCCCUCAGUACAUGCAGAACAUAAAUUGUACGCGGUGCUUUUUUUGGGAUUCAUCGCUUCCGCAAUGAUCUUUUGGCCUUGGUGCUUCUCGAAAACGGCCAUUUUUCAAGUCGUCCAUAAAGCUGCGUUGCUUUUGACCAUGUCUAUUGACGUCUAUUUGGUUUCCGUAGCCUUGGCUAAAGACAAUGCUGAAUACAAUGAGGAGUUCAUGUCAUCAAAAUCAGACGCCGCGAUGGAUUCACGUUUCUUGUCACGGUCUUGGAGAGCUUGGACAGACAACAAGAAGUCCUUAUUCGUUAUCGUUUUUCUUGCAGCAUGUUCGGUGCUGAUUUUCAGCGACGUGGCCCUUGCUCGUUUCGAAUCAGCUCUAUGGGGUCGCGAUUUGAAAAGAGACACGUCUAUUGAUGGAACUGUUUAUUUACUGAUCCUGAAAUUUUGUUUGGGAACAUGUUUGCCAUUAACACUGUAUGAUUUAAUAAAUUUAAGCUAUCCCAGAAAGAAAGGCAAAGGCACCAUAACAGUAACAAUUUGA